Grammomys surdaster is the source of this 1053-nucleotide messenger RNA. RefSeq names its product calcineurin like EF-hand protein 2 (gene Chp2). Lineage: Eukaryota; Metazoa; Chordata; Mammalia; Rodentia; Muridae. The transcript is spliced from 8 exons. Bases 213 to 803 code for a protein of 196 amino acids. The record is from RefSeq and is a predicted model, not a curated record. Gene Ontology annotation, molecular function: calcium ion binding.
UCAGCCUUCCCCUCUGACCUGUUACCCCGGGCAUUGUUUUCUGUUCUCCAGGGUUGUAGAGGGCAGGCGAAAAACGCCUGGAUUCUGGCUGCUCUCCAGGCCCGUGACCUUCGGCUCUGGGGCCACUGGGCAGCCGCGCCUUUUGGACUGGAGGAGAGGAAGGAGAGGACGCCUGGUUCCCCUGGCUGCUCGGCUCCUCCUGUGACUCUGCCAUGGGCUCACGGAGCUCUCAUGUUGCGCUCAUUCCCGAUGUGGACCAAAUUCGCAGAGAGACGGGCUUCUCGCAAGCCAGCCUACUCCGUCUCUAUCAUCGGUUCCAAGCCCUGGACAGGGAGGAAAAGGGCUUCCUGAGCCGCUUAGACCUCCAGCAGAUCGGAGCGCUGGCUGUGAACCCCCUGGGUGACCGCAUUAUAGACAGCUUCUUCCCCAACGGGAGUCAGAGAUUGUAUUUCGCAGGCUUUGCCAGGGUCCUGGCUUAUUUUCGACCUAUAGAUGAAGAAGAUGCCACACUCCGAGACCCCAAGCAACCUGAACCCCUAAACAGCAGAAUGAACAAACUUCGCUUUGCAUUUCAGCUCUAUGAUCUGGAUCGGGAUGGGAAGAUCUCCAGGAAUGAAAUGCUACAGGUUCUCCGCCUCAUGGUUGGGGUCCAGGUGACAGAUGAGCAGUUGGAGAGCAUCACAGACCGAACAGUGCAGGAAGCUGAUGAAGAUGGGGAUGGGGCCGUGUCCUUCCUGGAGUUCACCAAGUCCUUAGAGAAGAUGAACAUCGAACAAAAAAUGAGCAUCCGGAUCCUGAAGUGACCCCUGUGUCUUUGACUCAUGGUUCUUGACUUGGCUGCCUUCUUGCAUUGGGACCAUUCCUGGGAGUACAAAGGGUCGACAGCUAUCCAGAUUACAUCCUCUUAGCCUACUGACCCAGAAGAAGCCAUGUCUUACUCCAGAAACACCAACCAAGCAGCAUCAUUGACCUGGCUGGGUCUUUUCUCUAUUUCCAGGUGAAUGGAACAUUCAAAAAAAACCAAAAACCAAAAAACAAAACAAAAAAACCCUA